GACCUGGUCCGCACCGCCAGGCAGUGCGCGUACAACUUCGUCUUCUACGGCCCCGCGCAGCACUUCUGGUACGGCGCGCUCGCGGGUUUCUUCCCGACGAACGCCGCCGCCGGGCUCGCCGCCAACUUCCGCCCGUUCGCCGCCAAGGUGUUCCUCAACCAGGCGGUCCUCGGCCCAGUCGUCGUCACCACGUUCUUCGCGUGGACCUUCGCGCUGCAGGGUAAGAUGUCGGAGUACCCGGAGAAGAUUCGGCGAGACGCGCUGCCGACGCUCAAGCGGGGGUGGGCGUUCUGGGUGCCCGCGGCGUCGGUCAACUUCGCGGUGGUGCCCCUGCGGUUCCAGGUGCUGUACAUGAGCUGCUGCUCGAUCGUGUGGAACUACAUCUUGAGCACGGCGGCGGGGAAAAAUAA
Molecule: messenger RNA, 410 nt
Organism: Micromonas commoda
Lineage: Eukaryota; Viridiplantae; Chlorophyta; Mamiellophyceae; Mamiellales; Mamiellaceae
Exons: 1
Cellular component (GO): membrane; cytoplasm
Source: RefSeq, a predicted model, not a curated record